AUGAUGGAGCUUGGACCAAGGUGCUUCAAUGUGAUCUACUUGUCGGUUCUGUGUCUGUGUCUUUGCCUGCCAGGAGACACAAACACAAAAAAGGUCAUCAAGAUACCCCGCUGUCCUGCGACCUGUUCGUGCACCAAAGACAGUGCCUUCUGUGUGGAUACAAAGGCAAUACCAAAGAGCUUCCCACCUGGGAUCAUUUCUUUGACGAUAGUGAAUGCAGCAUUUACGACAAUCCCAGAAGGAACUUUCUCACAACUUCACCUACUUCAGUUCCUACUCUUGAACUCAAACACAUUCUCCACAAUUUCGGAUGAUGCUUUUGCUGGCCUGUCUCAUCUGCAGUACCUGUUCAUUGAGAAUAAUGAAGUACAAACUCUCUCCAAGUAUGCCUUCCGAGGACUAAAAUCUCUGACGCAUCUAUCCCUCUCAAACAACAACCUGCAACAGCUGCCUAGGGAUCUAUUUAAACAUCUGGAUCUCCUCACAGACUUAGACCUUCGAGGAAACGCGUUCCACUGUGACUGUAAGAUCAAGUGGUUGGUUGACUGGAUGGAAAAGACCAAUACUUCAGUUCCUCCCAUUUACUGUGCAAGUCCCUUUGAAUUCCAGGGUCGCAGAUUCCAUGACCUUGCCCCGAGAGACUUCAACUGCAUCAGUGGAGAUUUCGCUGUUUAUAAAAGAUUUACUUUCCAGUCCGUGUCUGUGGAGUCUUAUGAGUUUUGUGGAGAUCAGUUUGUUGCCUUUGCUCAACCUGAAUCAGGUUUCUGCACUCUUUAUGUGUGGGAUCAUGUAGAAACGGCCUUUCGGAAAUUUCAUAAUAUUACAUCUCAUUCAGCGGUGUACUGCAAACCAGUGGUGAUAGACAACAUACUUUAUAUAGUUGUGGCCCAACUUUUUGGUGGAUCUCACAUCUACAAAUGGGAAGAGGACCCCCUUCGUUUUGUGAAGAUCCAAGAUAUUGACACAGUUCGAGUGAAGAAGCCCAACUUUGUGGAGACCUUCCAUUUGGAUGCUGAAUGGUAUUUUGUAGUAGCAGACAGUUCGAAGGCUGGUUCAACCAGCAUUUAUCGAUGGAACAGCAAUGGUUUUUACUCCCACCAGUCCCUCCAUCCUUGGCACCGUGAUACCCAUGUGGAGUUCCUUGAUGUUGGAGGAAUGCCUCACCUCAUUCUAUCCAGUGCGACUCAGCCACCAGUGGUUUACCAGUGGAACCGAGGCCAGAAGCAAUUUGAUUUCUUCUCUCAAAUCACAGAGCAAGCUGACGUGCAGAUGGUCAAGCACUUUCGGAUUAGAAAGGCGCUUUACCUUUGUCUUACUCGCUUCAUUGGUGACUCAAAGAUUCUCCGCUGGGAAGGUCAGCGUUUCAUUGAAAUCCAAACUCUUCCCUCUCGUGGCUCGAUGGUAGUGUAUCCUUUUACAGUAUCUCUUCGUCAGUAUCUUAUCCUUGGGAGUGAUUUCUCCUUUUCCAGAGUGUACUUGUGGGAUGAUCUCACUCAGCGCUUUCAGCCCUUCCAGGAACUUAACAUCAGAGCUCCAAGGGCCUUCAGCUUGGUGUCAGUCGACAACAAAGACAUUCUGGUGGCUGCCAGCUUCAAGGGAAAUUCCCUGGCUUACCAGCAUCACCUCGUCGAUCUCAGUGCUAAGUAGAGAUGAGAAAGACAACAUGAUGUGCCAAAAAAAAAAAAGAAAAAAUGCAGGCAUACAGGUGCAUCUGAAAUUAAUUGCGGAAAACUCAGUUUAUUUAAGAGGAAUUACAAAAAAUGAAAAUCAUGUAUUAUUCUA
Syngnathoides biaculeatus (alligator pipefish) is the source of this 1782-nucleotide messenger RNA. It is a transcript of the gene lgi3, whose product is annotated as leucine-rich repeat LGI family, member 3. Gene Ontology annotation, biological process: regulation of exocytosis. Gene Ontology annotation, cellular component: synaptic vesicle. The record is from RefSeq and is a predicted model, not a curated record. The coding region runs from base 1 to 1647 and encodes 548 amino acids. The transcript is spliced from 9 exons. NCBI's taxonomy places the organism in Eukaryota, Metazoa, Chordata, Actinopteri, Syngnathiformes, Syngnathidae. Gene Ontology annotation, molecular function: protein binding.